Pocillopora meandrina is the source of this 10329-nucleotide messenger RNA. Lineage: Eukaryota; Metazoa; Cnidaria; Anthozoa; Scleractinia; Pocilloporidae. The record is from the annotation of a GenBank genome assembly.
GCUCGUGACGAUAACAUAAAGGACGACAACAGUAAUUUUUCGAAAUCAUUUGGAGGCUCACGCCAUGGCGGACAAAACUAUUCUGACUGCGAAUGUAAGUGGGACUGUCGAUCCAAAAGAUGGUGGCAAGGAUCCAGAGGUAAACUGCUCACAAUUCCUUUCCAAAAUAUUUGACAUCGCGACAUUGAAAUAGAAAUUCCGAUAGACUUGAUGAUAGUUUACGAAACAAUGUGUGUUUUAAGUAGUGUAUCUGUUAGUAGAGUUAUUUGUGGAAAAGCUAUCAUCGUUAAGCCAUAAAAAGGUUAUUUUAAUCGUGUUCAGCAUUUGAAAAUGGCGAAGAAUACGGAGAUUUACGCAUCAGUUAUCUCGUUACGGUGAAUAUCAGAAAUCUUUCAUACCUGAGGGUUUAGUAUGCGGCAAUUUUUCAUUUAGGAAGUCGCUCCGGAAAGAGGGAAAAUGCUAGAAAACUAACAAUUCUGCGUCAAAAUACUUCCUUGUAUUUUGAAAGGGAACAUGUAUGGAAUGAUGAGUUACAAUGAUUCGCAGAAAGCGGGAAGGAUUUGAAAAUGUUCGAACAUUUUGGGGUAAUUUGGUACGCCUGCAGUUCAAAUGAAACGAUACAUGAUGUGCUAGGUUAAUAAUCUCCAUAAUUAUUUUUAAAAAGUUGUACUUCUUGCCCUUUUUGCUUACAAAUAGCGGUGUUUUACCGUAACCGUGUGGUAUCACUGCUAGCUCAUGCUCCAGAGCGUAGAUCGCUAUUCACAAGGUGCUGGUUGAUUACUAAUUACUUAUCAGUAAGUCCGUCACUAAUUUGCUCCAACUUAGAUACGAAGCGCUAUGAUUUACACACUGCGUGAAAGAACAAGGCUGAUUUUAAAAAAAUAAGAUUUGCAAUCAUUAGUGAACCACGAGCUCUGUGAAAGGGAUACUAGUAUGCAAAUAAGUACACGUACUCAAGAGGAUUCAAUCUAGGUCUGGUUUCUUGUUUUUGCAGGCCUAUAAAAUUACUGUCGUUUUCUGCGACGGUACCAAGACGGUUUUACGAAAGAAAUACGAAGAAUUUGUCGACUUGCAAGUAAGUUUCAUGAUUUUUUGUUACCGGCCCACACACAAACAAACUAACAAAAGCCUCUUCAGUAGCAUUGUUCACCCAAACCGUUAAACGUAAAUCUUAUCAAAAAGGAUAAAAUUUGCAUAGGUAUUUGAAGCGAGACGAUAAUACUGUCUUUCUUUCUGGCCAAAAAUUUAAAUAAAAAAAAUCCAAAAAAAACAAUCUUAUUUCAGUGACAGCGGAAGACUAUAUUGUUUUUCUUUCAAGCCAAAGAAUUAAUUAAAAAGAAAAACAGGAAAACAGUAAAACGCAAUCUUAUUUGGUUAAAAACCGCACAUCCGUAUUCAUUGCGAAUGAAUACGUGGCAGUAUUUUUGGAUUUUUCCUUGUUAAACUGAUAAUGUUUGAGCACAAAGGCGUUCAUUCAUUUUCCUUUAGAUACAGGGAAUAAACAACAAAUCGAAGCCGUUUGAGAGACAGCUUUUGCUUUGCUUUCUCGCAAAAUAAAUCUAACAAAUAGUCACAAAAACCAGAAUCAAUCGAUAUUGACGUUUGGCCCGUAAACAAACCCCACUAAACACAAUACAAACUUCUGAUACUUCAGGAUUUUAUCGAUAGGUUAAGGUGUACGAGUUGCUAAAAAAGAAAGGUGGCUACUCCAGGAAAACAUCGAGGACUCUCGUUUCUAGCUUGCCAGGUGUGUAUUGGUAACAAAUUGGUUUUUAUCAUCCAACGAGUGCCUUCCUAAAGUCUAUGGGUUAUUUUCCUUACCUUGCGGAUAACAGAAAUUUUAACCAAUCAAAAUAUUUUGCGUUACAGAAAACAACUCAGCACUGUCCAGAAUUCUUUUUAAGGAUGAUAAUUUGAAGAAGAUGGGAAGAAUAGACGAGUUUAUGAAGGUAAUAUUUCUAAUCAUCAAUUUAUAAAUGUGGCUUAUUUUCACCAUGACUAAACUUGACACGAAAAUCACACAGCCAAGUCCAAUGUUUUACGGUCCUUUUUCCUUUUCUCUUAGGAGCUAUUAACCCUUCCAACAUCUGUGAGAGAUUCAGAGGCUAUAAAGACUUUUUUUGGUUUCUUCGACGAGCAACAAGGAAAAGCAAACAGGCGAGUACCUCUGUACUGUGAAGCAUGAGGUUGGGACGUUGAGAGAUAACUAUGGAUCUUAUGUAUUGCAGAUCCCGUGAGGAAGAACUGAAGAAGGUGACCAAAGUUGCUGAAAUACUUAGCGGUAAGGAUAAUAACAAACUUCCAUGGUCAUUUAAGCAACGACUCUUUCACAACACAUCUACAAUCGUAAGGGCAUUGGCAACCAAUCUGUCGCCCUAAAAGAAUAAGAUCAGCGAUAUUACUUCUAGUAGAGUAAUGGAUACCACUCCAUAACUUCAUGAAUUUUUCAAAGGAAAUCCAUUCUGAUAUUUGCAGGAAGAGAUCCACUUAGGAAUCUGCCCAAUCAAAGUCCAGUAACAAAGCGAAAAUCAAAUCACGAUUCCACUUGGAUGCCAGAGGAUUUGAGUAUGCUUAGUGAAGAGGCGAGAGCUCAUCUUUAUCAAAAGCUGAACAGACUUAGCGAGAGGCGUCCAAGCAAAGAGAUUCCAUCUCUACCCGGCGGUAAAAUAAGAGCAGUCUCCGUUGAUGAUGACAUUCUGGUGAGGCCGAAAGGAUCUCCAAGACCAGGCCUGACUAGGAGGCCAAUCAGCGUCCCGGUGGGAUUAGCCAGUAUGGUUAGGGAAAGCGAUGAGUUAAAGGAAAACCGUCCAAGCACUCCCAAACUUUUAAAAGGUAAAGUUCCUUCGUUACAAACUCUCAAUGAAUUGAACAGGCAAGACUCUGGAAGCGAAAGCAGCAUCUCAGCACUAACGGACACGUCAGCCAUUGACUCUGAGUUUUCCGAAGUAGACGAGCCACGCUCAAGAAAGAUAUCAACCCAAUCUAGUGUGAGGAGUAUUCAAGGUAGGACAAGCCCAAGCAAGAAAAAGUAUGUUGCUACCUCAGCAUUCAUUGCAGAAGGAACUGGUGAAGUUUCCCUGGAGGAGGGUGAAGAAGUCGAGGUCCUGCAGAAAGAAUCCAGUGGUUGGUGGUAUAUAAAAAAUGACUUUUGUGAAGGAUGGGCACCAGAGGCAUUUCUUGCACCAUCUCAAGGAUCAAGGUCUUCAUCUCCUGGGUCCCAGGUUCCACCCCAGAGUUUGGGAAGCCAAGAUCAAUCAAGUGAAAUAAGGUCGAGGAUGGAAUCGCUUUCAGAGAGCCCGUAUAUAAAAGAGGAGGAAGUUGAUCCCCAAACAAAAGUGAAGGUAAGUAAGCGUCGAACUGAUGAAUUUGACACUUUUUUGGCUUUUUCAGAUCUGUUCAAUCUUUCUAGGGUAAACAUAUGCUUGUAUAACUAAAUGGAGAAACGAAUAUCCUCGUGUGAUUUUUGUCAAAGUUUAAUUUCCAUGUUAGAUCCUUUUUCUCUCUCGUUCAGUGAGAAUAAAUGUUGUUUGAAAAUUGCAAGCUUAGGAACCUUUUUACUGAGCAGAAAUGUUUCCUGAUACAAACGACAUCAAAGAGAGUAAAAGUAACUGAGUCGUCAAUGAUCACGCAGGAUGCACGUGUUCAGCUUCAAGCUUCAUUGUCUAUUUUCAAUGAAAGACAAAAGCCUAAAUAUUGUACAUGAUUAUCGAUCCAUAAAUAACAGGACUUUGAAGUCAUAAUAUAGGAAUUCAAUGGCUAACAUAGCGAAAGGACAAACAACUAAUGUAUGUUAAAGCUUUUGUGAUUAAAGAAUUGUAAAGCAUUUUAGCAGCAGCUCCAUAGCUCUUGAGAGAUGCUUAAUUCACGCUAAAUUUCUCACUGGUAGUAGUUAGAUGAUGCCCUCAAGAAAAACCUUCACUAGGAUGCGUUCGAAGGUUAAUCAAGUCGAACAAAGAAGUUCCUAAGAAGUAGCAACGGUCACGGUGCCCGAGAAUUAAACAAAUAAACAAACCAAAAACAAGUCAAAAAACGUGGUCUUAGAUUACCUAAUAGCAUUGACGCCAUUUCCUUAUCACAUGAAGUGACGCUGUACAAUGAUGGUGCAGUCGACACUGAUAUUAAAGAACUCUCCUUUUUCCUUUUCCUAGUCCUUGGAACGUCACGUGGAAAGAGGUUCUCAAAAGAAGCAGAUAGAAAUGAAUCGACGACCCAAGUUUCUCACUAUUGAGGGAAUACAGAAGCGAAAAAACCCAGACAAAAACUACGUAAGUGUUUUGGUCUUUUCUUUUCAGCUGGAUUUGUUAUUUUUAAUCUUUGAUUUACCAAGAAUUAUCAAUGAGUCCGCAAGGAUCCUAAAGUAGGCCGGUCGGGACUCAAUGAUAAGUAACAAUUCGCACGAUUUGGUUGUUAUUAGUGGCCAGAUGUCAAACUGUGUAAGGUGAAGUUAAGGAAGGAAGUAAUUUGAUCCAUGUGGAAACUUCAUUUAACUACAAAUAACCUUCCGAAAAUCUUACUCUGGUUUCAACUUGUGUUUCACUAAAGAUGACGUACUCCAAUAAUUUCCACUGUUAAGCACAGUAUCAAAUUGAAUAUCUCGAAUUUCUCAUAUUUUGCAUUUCUCAACUGUUAAUUGCAUAGCUGUUAAAUAAGAAUACUACAUUGACAAACUUUCCAGGAUUUUACAAUUCAAACAUUUCUUACUUUCAACGAUAAAACCAUCUCGCGUGCAAAAAAUUUUGUCGAUGACGACUAAUUGGCAAAAAGCCUCAGCCUCAGUAAUGCUCAAAAACAAUGACAUGACAUGAAAAUCAAUAUAGAUGUGGCUUUAGCGGUAACACUAGAACAUCGUCAAUUUCUUUUUUUUCCUCCAUUUACGAGGGAAACGAAUAAAAAUAGUAACACGGCGUGUCUGCGCGCUUUCCUUGUCAGGUUUACAUCCUCAAAGUGGUUUGGUCAGACGGAAACAUCAAUAUCAUCUACAGAACUUGCAGCGAUUUUUUCUUUCUUCAGGUAAGGCAAGAGAAGAUUAGGACACCCUUACAAAUCUGAGUUUUUUUUUUGUUUUCAUUGAUACGGCUUAUCUUUCAUUGUUAGUGUAAGCCAAUGAAGAUAUUGCCUCUCUGCGGGCUCUCAGAAACAAAAGCUUUACGCAAAUCACUUUGUGGUUUGACAAACAAAGGGCAUACCAAUAUAACAACUACACCGUUAAAUUCUUUUGAUGCCUUGCUAUAAAACAAAUUAAUUUCGUUGGAAUAUUGCCAUGUCAUCACACAUGAGCCAUCAAUUCGACGUCAAAUACAUCGGUUAGCGUAGCAGGUGAUAACUAGCAUGAUGGACACGCCAGAUGAGCGCGUGGGUCAGCCUAGGGGUCUAUACGGCAAUUUAAUUCUAGUAACAUUCCAGCGAAAAAUCUUCUUUUUUAACUCAUUCGCAAUCAUCUAAAGACAAAAGAGUGAACAAGCCAUUCAGUACUUAUUUGUUUGUUUGAGAUAAAGGAGUUGAUAUCUGCCAUAUUUUCAAAAAAGCCUCACAUAGCAAGAAAUAAAAGAUAUCGAAUCGUGCAUCAAGUCUUAUUUGUAUUUGUUUUAUGACACUUAUCAAGAUCGGCUUUCCAGUUUAUCGAUCUACAGGGGGCUAUUACCUGCAAAUAGGAUUUUUCAUAACUUUUGUAAUUCAAUACUCCAUGUUCUGCUUUGAAUUGUCUUAGGAAAAUCUCAGAAAGGAAUGUCCGAGUGCCAUUGGAAAGGAGAUUCCUGCUUUGAAAGGUAAAACCUUACAAAAAUCAACUACUAUUUUUUGUGGUAAUCAGAGAAACAAAGAUCGUAGUGCCACAAAACAGCAUUUUAAAUCCAGGAAGAAUAUUAAGUAAUGUCAUCUAUUCCCUAAUGAUUCAGAAUAGGACAAAAAAAUGUUUAAAAAUGGGGAUAGGUUUUACACGGAACAUGUCAGGAUGCAAAAGAAUUGCGUGCGUGAGAUCCAAGAAUUAUGGCGGGUCUGCUAUGAAGCAAGCACAAACAAUACGCCCCUUGCACCAUAACUGGAGUGUUAAUAUGUAUAAAAUGUUUUGUUUCUUCUUUUCUAUGUUUUGCAGGAAGAAAAUUCACGGAGAACUGCCAGUUCUGCUUCAAGGAUGGAACAUGCAAGAGACAAAAAUUUAUGAACCAGUUUUGCCAUGUAAGUUUAAAAGAUAUUCAUGGCGAUAAUCCUUAUCUUCUGAAAGACCUUUCCCCCUAAACAAGCACUGGAUUGUUAUAAUGAUUUUUGUCUUACUCUCUCUUAGGAACUGGUCAAUGCACCUGACCACAUCUCUAGAAGCAACAUUGUCAUGAAUUUUUGCAGGUCUCGACCCAGCGAUGUUCUUCCUCAUGGAGAGUAAGUAAUUUUUUUGUUUCUUCUGGUUGAAUAAUUUUUUUAUAGUUGCGCGAAAAAAACUCACUUGACAGAUUUCUUUGAUCACAAAAUAGAUCUGUCGAUAUAGUUUUUCAUUUGAAAUUUUCGCCAGAUCACUUCAUUGAUAACUAACAUUUAUUCUACUUUUAUUUGCUAUUAGAGUUGGAAAGAAGGAUGGAAAGUCCUCGGGCGGUGAGUGAAAUCAACGAACGCAAAUUUGUCAGAAAUACGAAAUCAUUUGAUGUAAAACUAAACCACGUCUUCCCAAAUUUUUUCAGAUGAUGAUGAGAACGUACAGAUCUCUGGUCCAGUAGUUUUUGAGCAAUAUGAAGUAAUAUGCGAUUACAAGAAGAAGAACAAGAAUGACAUUUCCCUGACAGCUGGAGAUGUUGUUGACGUAAUUGAGAAGAAUGAUUAUGGUACGUAUUCUGGAAUUUCACAGCUUUAUCUAGCCCGUUAUCGUCCUCGUUUUGGUGAAUAUUCUUUUAACCACUCUUGGAACCUUUUUUCAAAUCACAAGGGAACUUAAUAUCAAUUUUGCAUUCUCUUCUUUUUUCCCAACGUUCUUAACCAGCCUCUAACGUGUUCUCCAUCAUCUUCUUCUCUAACAGUUCAAUUUUUUAUCUUUUUUCGUCAAGGCUGGUGGCUUGUUGAUCGUGAUGGAGAGUUAGGAUGGGCUCCUGCAUCUCAUCUUGAGCCUACAGAUGAUGGGGCAGAGGUUACUUCAGCGAAACACUUUGCACCAGGAAAAGGUACGUUUAAAUAGUUGGAAUAGAUUUGAAAUUUAGCUAGUGAAGUUGUAGUCUGUAGUUCCCUUGCCAAUUACUUUUUCAAGAACUUCCUGCACUAAAAGAACAACGAUUAGAGUUACCUCUUCAGCUAUUCAAAAUGUUGUAAUGACAUUUUAAAUGCGUAAAAUUAAACUUUCUUUUAUAUAAUGUGCAUAACUGGAGGAUUGUAGAGGAUUUCAGAGAUCUCGAUAUGCUCAUAGAGUCAUUAGGUGCCAGCUAUGAUCCACACCAUAAACGAUAUAGUAGCACAGGUAAACCUAGCUCAAACUCCGGCCAAACGAUCCACGACUAUUUAGCUGCCUCUUCCAUGGAGCACGUGUUUGAUCGAUUUGCCAACACAUGUUUUGUACAUCAAAUGAGAUGUUAAUCAGGAGUUGCAAUAACUUUAAAAAGGGACAAUGAAAAAGGUAAAAAUCCUAAGUUGAUAUAUAUUUUUCUGUUCAACAGAGGAGAUCUACGUGUCAAUUAAAAGCUAUCAAGCUACAGCUGAGGAUGAACUGUCUUUUGAUGCUGACGUUAUGUUAAAGGUGGUUGAGAAGACUCUGGAUGGAUGGUGGCUCGUAAGGUAUUACUCGAAUAAGAAUCACUGAAGCUCCUCUUUGAGCUCGGACAUUUUAUUAUUUUUGUAAUUUUAAACGUUAGUAGAGCGAGUGAUGAAUUCUCCAUUAUUUAAUUUUUGUUGCUAGGUAUCAGGGUGAGGAAGGAUGGGCACCUGCCAUGCAUCUAAAAAGGGUGAAUUCAGACGAUUCAGCGAAUGCGGAAGACAGCACUUUGGAUCAAUUAAACAUCGGCUCCUACGAUGAAGGUAUAGUUCAACAAUUAAGUGUUUUUUUCUUUAAGGUAUCUUUCACGUGAAAGAUGAUUUAAUUUUUCAAAACGUCGUCGUAGAAAGAAAUAUAUUUUUAGGCUCCCUGGCCUGAUGUAACAUUUUUCAUUCAUUAGCAUACCGUUUCCGGAAGACGAAAGUCUCAGAAUAAAUGCGAAAACCUUUCAUCAGAACUUAAUAAAUCUGAUGGUAUUUUCAUUUAUUUAUGAUAGAGCCUGCCAAUGAUGAAAGCCCGCGAAUUCCUCGCACCGCUCCUACUCGCCGAAGUCAAGUAAGUCAGGCUUAAGAUGACUCCUGUUGACUCAUAGCCUCUUUAAUGAUUAAUUUUAUUAUCAUUACUUCAACUUUGCUGCUAAUAAAGAGCCUCACAGUUCCAUAAAUGAGAGAAGCAGUAGAAAACUGAGAAUGUCUGCGUUUAGCUUUAUAAGGAAAUAACAUCUCAGACUCCGUCACCACGUUUGCCCUCAUGAAAAAUAUUUCCGACCUACCCAGACAAUCAUGAGAUGAACAGUAAAUAAAAGUUUGUUAAAUUGCUCGUCCAUAACUGUGCCCUUCAAAGAAGGUAUCUCUAUUUAAACACAAAAAAAGUCAAGGCAAAAAAGAAAGACGAGUUUUCAGUUUAAGAAAAUAAUGUUUACGAAGUAUAAGCAAAUAAGAGCUUAUAGAGGAAUCUAAUUCCCUUAUUUUUACUAUAUUUUGCAGGUCCAAAAAACGGGGCGAAUUAGACAGAAGAGAAACUCCCAUGAGCUUAAUGGAGUCCCAGAGGAAAAGGACAGUGAAGAAAAAUCCACAGAAGAAACACCAUCACUGCCAGUACAAGUGAGUACACCUUCUCUGGCCAAAAGGAUUUCGGGAAAUAACUUGCCUCUACCAAGAUCACCCUCACGACCACUGUCCAGCGAGCUUUCCCAUGGAGACGUGGCUCGCCAGUUCUCCAUGUCAAGCAGUGGGUACGAAAGUUCUCCAACUGGCAGCCUUACCUCCCUCGUAUCUGACGUUUUUCCCGAGGAUGUUUCGCCUAGGGGAAUGAAGAAGUGCGCAACACUACCACAGUUUGACCACAUUCAGGCUCAGAUUGCGACCACGCAAAACUCUCCGGAGAUUCCACGUUCACGAUCUGUAACGUCUAUGGCACAAUACAAGAAGGAAUUAGAGUUGAGUCUCAAUGGUGUCCAAUCACGAGUCAGAAAGCCCAGCUCAGGAAGAAGCAGCCCUGUUCCCACCCAGAGAAAGAUUUCUGCAUCCAAUAGACUGAGUCCACUAGCUACUUCACCCUCCAGAAGUCGGGAGUUUGGUGCUGCAUCACCUCAAAAGUUGUUGUCACCGAGAGACCCGGUGUCUAUGGUUGACGAUGACAACUAUCAAAGCAGCGGUUCUGAUUACAACAAUGGGGAUCAAAUCGAAUCAAGGAUGUAUAAAGUUAUUUAUACAUACAUUGCUCAAGAAGAUGGUGAGGUCAGCCUUAUCGAAGGAGAUGAUGUUGAAGUAAUUCAAGCGAGCGAAAAUGGUUGGUGGCUCGUUCGAACCUCCGAAGAACUUGGUUGGGGACCUUCAAAUUUUCUACAAGUGAUGACUUGUUAAGCUCUUGCUUUACAAGAAGAGAAAAAAUGAACAGGAAGUGAACUUUUCUAGCAAAUAGGCCACACGCACAUACGGUCGUAAAAAACUAUUACUGGGUAGAUGUAAAACACCUGUGCUUUUUGCUGGAACCUGAGUGUGUAAUAUUGCAAAAUGCUCAUCGCCAUACCAAAAGUGAAUAAGUCCUUUUCAGUUGAUCUUGACCAAGAGAGAAGUGGAGGAAAUAAGGCGCAAGUUUUAAACGCAGUUUUUCCUGACCAAUACCAUAAUUUUCUCAUUGCCUAUUAUUCCAAUUGGCGUGUCUAUUCCGAAUCUGACUCUUCUUCUAAAAAAUUUAUAAAUCGUGCCACUACUUUAAAAGAGUAUUCAAAGGUACUUCGUAAAAGAUAUCAGUAAACAUGAAAAAUGUGCGUGUUACAUUUUCCUUUGAUACAGUUAAUACGGAAAAAAAAAACAUUUCGAAAAGAUUUUUUUGCUUAUUUAUUCUUCACGGAUCACAGCUAAAGCGAUAAAUGAUGAGCGAAGACUAGUGUUAAACUGUAGAUUACGUUAUUAUUAACCUAAGGAGCCAGUUGAUCUUAUCACUUGCUUAUAGCGAGCGCGUCUUACGAAAACAUUGUGAAAUAAAACCAGUAGAGCAGAAAUACUGUUAAGUAAAGAUUGUACAAAACAUAAGGCUUACAUACUUUAUUAUUUUGACAAAACAAGCUUAAUUGUACGCUUUUAUAAAAAUAUUACUCACGG